ACUGUGCUGUGUGGGCUUCUAAAUUCUUCCAGCCUCCACGUUUUCCAGUCCAUUCUAAGAUUUCUACAGCACAUAAAUGGACCCCCCUCCGUGAAUUUUGAUGCGUUUCGGGUUUAAUCCCAGCACGAUGAUGACGAUGAGCUGUAACGCGUGUGUGUCGGGUGACCUGGACGCGUUCGAGGGUGUUCCGGACACGGACACGGUGAAGCUCCUGGAGGCCCAUCGGCCCAUUAAGAUGGGGAUCAUCCUGGUCCUGGGGGCGAUGAUCACGCUGGGGAACGUGGCCGUGGUGUCGGUGAUCUGCUCCGCGGUCCCGGGAUGGUCUCGGAACUCGCGGUACUUGCUGCUGUCGCUGACCGGCGCGGACUCGGCGUUCGGUUUGGUCGUCAUGCCGCUGAACCUGUGCGUGAGCCUGCUGAAGGACUACAGCGACGAGCCCGACCCGUUCUGUCACGUGGUGGCGUUCUUCAACGCCACCGUCUACUCCACGUGCAUGUACACGCUGGCCAGCAUCAGCCUCGAGCGCUACGUGGCCGUGUUCUACCCGCUGCAGUACUCCUGCAUGCUGACCCGCAGGCGCGCGCUCGCCCUCAUCGCCUUCGCCUGGGUCUUCCCGCCGGUGCUCCUGGUGCCCAUCACGUGCCCGGCGGGCAUCAUAGACGUGCACUUCUCCACCGCGUCCCUGGUGUGCAACCCGUCCUAUUCCAGCAACGUCACGUACUCCCUCACCCUCACCGCCUUCAUCUUCUUCCCCUGCUCGGCCCUCAUGACCUUCUGUAACCUCCGGCUGUGGGUCGCCGCCCGCACGCAGCGCAGGAAGCUCAGGAGACACCACGUGUCCGGGCGCUGGACCAGACCCAACGUGGCUUCGCGCGUUCUCGUACCCGUCAUGACCGCCUACUUCACGUGCUGGACCCCCUGCAUGGUCACCAUGAUCUACACCGCGAUCUCCGGCAGCGACGUCCCAGAGUGGGUGGAAUUUGUGGCCGUGUGGCUACCGACCUCCAACGGCUUCCUCAAUUGCAUCUUUUACUUCUGGAUUAACCAGAGCUUCAGGAGGAAAUUCCACUUGGUUCUGCAGAGACUGUGUUUCAGACACGGCCCCGACGCCAAACCCGUACACGACUCUGUGAUCGCCGUGUUAAACAACAACACUGUGCACGAGAGGUCUUCCAGCGUGUCGUCCACGUGCACUUUGCUCACGGCCGCUGUCGAGAGCUACAACUGACAGCUGGGAAGCAAGUGGACAUCAUCCAGAGCUAUAAACUCCUUUCUCUGACGUGUGGGUUAAUGAUGCAAGUGUUAAUGAUGCACCUGUGGAUCACUGGUAUGGUUCAUUUUCAACCUCACACAGACUUUUAGCUUGUGGGCAAAUUGAGCCUUUUUUUUUACAUUCACUGCACUUCUGCGCUUCAAAUCUGGGUUGGGUUUUCCUUCUUAUUCUUCUUAUUUUUCUUUUAUGUUCUACACCUUCCUCUUUGUCUUCAUGAUCACAUCAGCAGCAAGGACUCCUUCCUAUUUUGUAAAAAUUCUUUUUACAUUUAUUUUCCUACAAUAGUAACGCAUACUGACUUGAAUAAAUGCCACCAAAAUAAUUUUCCCCUCAUUUUAAUGUUCACUCGACUGCAUAAUGAAAGUUGUGUUCUGUCAGAUUUUAUCGAUAUGUCAACAGCCGGCAGUACAAAAAGGUUAACCUUUAUACAAAAGGAAAGUAAUUAGGCACUUAACGUCAUAUAAAGGUCAGCGCAGCUAUGUCUGUUGGAAAAUCAGCACUUUUUCUUUUUUUUUUUUUUUUUUGCUCUUUUCCCAGAUGGAGGUCCAUGCACCCUUUGUCUGCUCUUCUGUUUUAUAGCCUCAGUUUAAUUUAAUCCAAUUGAUUGUUGUAUGGAAUGUAAAGGGUAAAGAUAUUUUCUGACACUUUCUUGUAUACACUCGUAUCUUGUCUAUGUUUUAAAAAAAAUACUUUUGUCAGCAGCUUGUGAUGCCUUUUUUUGGUGUUUGUUGAAGAAAGACGAGAGGCCGGGUAAUGUCUCUGUAUUUAAGCAAUAAUUCAGAAAAUAAAAAAAAAAGGUUUGUAAAGUAUUUUUGUAAAUAACCAAUUUUAGUGUUUAAAUGUUUGUGCUGUAAAAUAAAGCUGUAAAGCCCUUGUAUUAGA
Molecule: messenger RNA, 2155 nt
Organism: Clarias gariepinus (North African catfish)
Lineage: Eukaryota; Metazoa; Chordata; Actinopteri; Siluriformes; Clariidae
Exons: 2
Coding region: 101-1228 (375 amino acids)
Biological process (GO): G protein-coupled receptor signaling pathway
Cellular component (GO): membrane
Molecular function (GO): G protein-coupled receptor activity
Source: RefSeq, a predicted model, not a curated record